This is a messenger RNA of Phlebotomus argentipes, 680 nucleotides long. RefSeq names its product patched domain-containing protein 3-like. The transcript has a single exon. Gene Ontology annotation, cellular component: membrane. The coding region runs from base 14 to 676 and encodes 220 amino acids. The record is from RefSeq and is a predicted model, not a curated record. NCBI's taxonomy places the organism in Eukaryota, Metazoa, Arthropoda, Insecta, Diptera, Psychodidae.
GUAUGUUCCGGCCAUGCGAAGAAUCUUGGCAAUAGCCGCUGAGAUGUUUGGCAAUUGGAUCACCGACGAGAUCAUUGACGAGGAAGUGCUGAGAAACAUCACUCUGGCUCUCGUCUGCGUCAUGAUUUGCACCGCAGUCCUCAUCGUCAAUCUCCAGAUUUGCUUCUGGAUCUUCAUCUGCGUCCUCCUGACUCUCGUCAAUGUCUGUGGCUUCAUGCAGCGUUGGGGUCUCACCAUAGAUCUCGUGAGUUGCAUCGGAUUGCAGCUGGCGGUGGGUCUCUGCGUGGACUAUGCCGCUCACAUUGGCCAUAGCUUCCUUACAGUCACCGGAACGAGGAACCAACGCGCCCUCAGCACACUGAUGCACAUAGGCGAAGCUGUACUUUAUGGCGGAGGAUCCACUUUGCUCGCCUUGUCUUUGUUGGCCACAUCUAAGGCCUACAUCUUCACGUCAUUUUUUAAAAUCUUCCUUUUGGUCAUUCUUUUUGGCCUCUUUCACGGUAUCGUUUUCCUACCCGUUAUCCUCAGUAUUGUAGGUCCUCCUCCCUACGCCCAACCUCUGCGUCCAACCGCGGCAAACGGAUCUUACGUGGGAGAAGAAAUGAACUCGAUGAUCAAGAGUCAGCAGCGACUAGAAACUCCUGACGAAAGUGCCCAACUCAGAACUCCAGAAUAAGAUU